AUGCUCCCCCCUCUGCCUCUCAACAAACUUAAAAAUUAUCACAAAAAGAAUAAUGAUGCUGGGUAACGCCCAUUGGAUAUUUAACAGGUUUAAGUGAAGAGAAGAGACAGUGACUAGAAACUUAUUGAUUAACUUUAAUCUCAACAAUUCGAAAACUACGAUCUUGAACAACAGGUGAUCAGCAACAUCACUACUGAUGAAAAAGAAUUUUUGGCAGAGGAUAAAAUUGGGAUUGGCUAUUCAACAAUUGGUACAUCACCAUCGAGAGAAGAUGAUACUGAUGAGAUUUUAGGACUGAAAUUUUAACAAAAUGAAUUUACUCCUUAUUAGUAAUUCAAGAUGAAUUACUAAAAGUAGGAAUAAACAGUUUCUAACCUUUCUGAUAGUAAGUAUCUUGAAGGUGAGGUAAACGGGCCAAAUAAUGCUCAAGGAGGGGAAAUUCCUCUAUUUCUAAGACAAAUGCAAGCUACACCUAUCUAGAAGAAGGAAUAAAUGAUUGACAUCAGACAAAAUUUAUAGAGCAUGAAGAGUCAAGCAAUUGAGGAAAUAGAAGAGGAGGAUAUUAAUUUAAGGAAAAUUAUUAAGCCAAAUAUUAAUAAUUACUAGAACUCUGAAGCAAAAAAGGAUAUUAGUUUAAAUAGUUAAAGCAUCAAAAGUGGAAAGAAAAAAAAGAAAAAGAAAAAGAAAACCAAUAAUAAAUAGAUUGGAGAUUAAUUCAAUGAACAAUAAGACUAAGUGGAUUAGAUUAUAAUAUAGGAUAUUUGA
This is a messenger RNA of Stylonychia lemnae, 765 nucleotides long. NCBI's taxonomy places the organism in Eukaryota, Ciliophora, Spirotrichea, Sporadotrichida, Oxytrichidae. The record is from the annotation of a GenBank genome assembly.